AUGGUGCGUUUAAAGAGUAGAUACAUCCUUUUUGAAGUUAUUUUCCCCCCUACAGACACCAAUGUCGAGGAAUCUGUGUCGAAAGCAGACAUCUUGCUUUCGCAUCACAGGGCAUCGCCCGCAGAUGUGUCCAUAAAGUCGAUAGUCCAAGAGAUACGACGCUCUCUGUCGUUGAAUCUGGGAGAUUAUGGAUCCGCAAAAUGUAGUUCUCUCCUGCAGUUGAAAUACUUUUCCAAUAGGACGUCUACUGGAAUAAUCCGAUGCCAUCGAGAGGAUUGCGACCUUGUUAUCAUGGCACUGAUGCUGAUGUCGAAAAUUGGCGAUGUUGAUGGGCUGAUCGUGAACCCCGUCAAGGUAAGUGGGACUAUCAAGAAAAUAGAGCAGUUUGCUAUGAGAAGGAAUUCUAAAAUUCUGAACAUAAUUAAGAGUAGUCAAUCAUCGCACCUCAGCGAUAAUGACUUUGUUAUCAAUGAUUUUGAGAAAAUUGGAAACGAAAACGAAAACGAAAACGAUUAG
This is a messenger RNA of Saccharomyces paradoxus, 516 nucleotides long. It is a transcript of the gene POP5, whose product is annotated as RNA-binding protein POP5. Gene Ontology annotation, molecular function: ribonuclease P RNA binding. Gene Ontology annotation, biological process: tRNA 5'-leader removal. Gene Ontology annotation, cellular component: ribonuclease P complex. The record is from RefSeq and is a predicted model, not a curated record. Lineage: Eukaryota; Fungi; Ascomycota; Saccharomycetes; Saccharomycetales; Saccharomycetaceae. The coding region runs from base 1 to 516 and encodes 171 amino acids. The transcript has a single exon.